CCCUGGGCGGCAGCAGCGGCGGCGGUGGCGGCAACCCACGCGCGCGACGGGAGCCCUCUCUUUCGGCAUCGGAGCCGUGGCUCCAGCAUCGCCGGUUACGAAGCGGCCAUUGCCGUGUAAAACGCAGCUGACGGACACCGUGCGUGUCGUUGCUGUCACACCUGCCACGCUGUUCGGCUAACGGACAGACUGCGCUCUGUAGGAAGCACUGACGCGCGACGAGCUCUGUCUUGUCACUGGGUCGUUCACGCCACGCUGCAAGCGCCCGGCGCACCGCGGAUCGCCAUGUGGGCGCCGGCGGUCUCUGUUUCACUUUCGCCCGGGGAUAUAUCACUGACUGUGCGAGGCCACUAGUUCGAAGGCUCCGGCACUCAGGGUCACGUUCUACGACGGUAUUCCCGCCUGGUAUCCCGACAAGGGCCAGCCUCUAAAAAUGGAGUUCGGAUUCAAGGCCUUCCUGCGGAAACUCCGGCGGACCAAGCCCCUGGGCACGGACCUCCUGGAGACGUCGCUCAACCGAUGUCUGUCCACCUUCGACAUCACCCUUCUGGGUAUCGGCCACAUGAUGGGCUCCGGCAUCUACGUCCUCACUGCCACUGUGGCAAAGUCCGUGGCCGGUCCGGCCGUGGUCGUCUCCUUCCUCAUCAGUGGCGUUGCGUCCCUGCUCGCCGCGUUCAGCUACGCCGAGUUCGGCGUCCGCUUUCCCAGGGCCGGCUCGGCCUACUCCUACACAUACCUGGCAGUCGGCGAGUUCUGGGCGUUCCUGGUCGGCUGGAACGUGGUACUGGAGAACGUCAUCGGCCUGGCUGCGGUGGCACGGGCCUGCAGCGCCUACGUCGACUCGCUGCUGGGCAACGUCAUCAAGACGUGGACCGCAGAUCACGUGGGCCGGAUACACGUCACCUUCUUCUCCGAGGAGCCGGACCUGUUCGCGUUCGUCUUCAUCGUCGUCUUCGUCGUGGUCAUGUCACUGGGAGUGCGGGCCUCGUCGCACAUCAACAACAUCUUCUCGAUCGUCAACAUCGGCAUAGCGCUGCUCAUCGUCGCCGUAGGCUCGUACUUCGCCAAGACAGAGAACUGGACCAACCCGGCGACCGGCGGUUUCAUGCCGUACGGCUGGCACGGAGUGCUGGCCGCCUCGGCUUCCUGCUUCUACGCAUACAUAGGUUUCGACUCGAUAGCCACGUCGGCCGAGGAAGCGAGCGAUCCGCAGAGGUCACUGCCGCUCGCGACGUUCAUCUCGAUGAGCAUCGUGACCGUCGUGUACGUGUCGAUCUCGGCGGUGCUGACGCUCAUGGUGAAUUACACGGAGAUUACGAGUGAGUCCGGGCUACCCGACGCGCUUGCCGCCAAUGGUGCCACUUGGGCUAAGGUGAUCGUGAUCAUCGGAGCAGUGUGCGGUAUGGUGACGGUACUGAUGGGCAACGUGUACGCGCUGACGCGCAUUGUGUACGCCAUGGCCGAGGAUGGCCUCCUUUUCGCCUGCUUCUCGCGUGUCAACCAGCGGACGCAGCUGCCGCUGGCCGCCAUGUACUCCUUCACGGUGCUGUCCGCCUUCCUGGCCAUCUUCCUGGACAUCCACACGCUGGUCGAGAUGAUGUCCAUCGGCACGCUGCUCGCCUACCUCGUGGUCAGCGCCUCGCUCAUCAUCGUGCGCUACAUGCCCGUCUCUAGGCUUAUGGGCGAAGAAAGCCAGGAACCGCCGGACAUGACAAAGCCCUGCUUCUCGGACGACGAGGGCGUCUUCGACGGCGCCGGCGACGUGGCCGGUCGGCUGCGGGCCACGUUCGCCUUCCUGCACCGGCUGUACCCUUUCAACCAGCCGCCGGGAAUCGUGGUCUCGUACUGCAUCACCACGCUCACCCUGGACGUCUUCCUGCUGAGCUUCCUCACCCAGCUGCUCCUGGAACCGAUCUCGGGGGGAAGCUUCUGGGCCAUACUGCUCGUGCUGCUGCUCUCACUGGUGGCGCUCUUCUGCUUCGUCGUGAUCCUCAUGCACCAGCAGUCCACGACGCUGCUGCACUACAAGAUGCCGCUGGUACCACUCCUGCCUACCUUGAGCAUCAUCCUCAACGCCACGUUGAUGACAACACUGCAACCACUUACGUGGGUGCGGCUGCUUAUAUGGGUGGCCGUAGGACUGCUGGUCUACUUCAGCUACGGCAUAAGACACAGCAAGCUGAACCCGGACAGCGUCAUCUCGCCGCAGACGUCUCUGCUUGCCAUGGAGUCACGGGACCAACCUCGCAAGUGGGGUGCCAUGGACCAGGAAGUGACGUCAGCCACAGGCCUGACCGAAGCGGGCGACAGCACUGACGACAAGCAGCCGCUCGUGUCGUCUUCGUCGCCACCUCCAAGAUCCUCGUCCUAGGUGUACACGAGUGGCUAUGUUGCGAAUUGCCCGGUGUUACGUCCCACUCGAGUUAUAUUUAUUGUCGUGCGGAGGCAGUCGUGCAUCCAUGUCGAGUUGGAUUGUGGAACCGAAGAGCUUUUCACCGUUUCCUUAGGGGCGACGAUUUCCUCUGGUCGACCUGAGGCAAAGGCUUUGUCUUUGACUACCAGCCUGCUCGACAACCGAUCUCUGUAUUUCUCUGUCGUUAAAGGUCGUGUUCAUCCGGGACUUCAGAGAUAGCAUUCCAGGGCACCAGAAUCUUUAUGUUGAACAUCUGCGCUCAAUAUUGUUUUGCUUAUUUGCGAUAUCACAGAUUUCACUACCCUAAUAAUGUCUCGCUGUUACCAAAGUAAGUGGUUCGAGCAGUUGUAGCAAGUAAGAGGAGGGGCCAGAGGCGAAGCUGCGACAAAUAAGCGCUAAUACUAAGGUGACCAGUGAAGCUUAGUUAAUGCUGAAUUGGGACACUCGUUCCAAUGUGGAAAGUCAAUGUGUCGAGGGUAUGAUCAAUCGAGAAGCAAUUUCUUCAGCCCUUGCAGAAGGGCUGCCUUCAGCCUUCAGCGCUUCAGGCCUUGAUUUGGAGCCGAAAAUAGUCGAACAUCUCGCUGGAGCAGUCAGCUAUAGCUAAUUCAGAUUGACGAAUAGAGCCCUAGUACGCACGCGGUUCAGAUGAUUUAAGCUGUUUGUGGCGCAUCUCAGAUUUCACUGUUGAGGCGCAUCCAGUUAAAAGAAGGACGACAUCUUGUUGCGACUAGUUUCUAUCUGUCAUCACGGCAGAUGAAAACGUAUGUGGAUAUCACGCUAGGCAUGCGACAAAAAAAGAGCUCUCGAUAUAAAAUAAUGGAUUUCGCUGAGGCGACAGGACGCGGUAUUACACUAACGAAGUUAGUAUGGCUACCAAAGCAAUUUAUGUCGACUCGACAGAAAUCUCUAACGUGACAAUGGUGCGUCCCAAAGAACGCGAAAACACCGAACUCUGUAGUGUACUGCGCGAAUUGUACGCCGGUAGGUGCGGGGAAAAAAACGCAGGCACACGAGAGGAAAGGAGGUGGAAGGAAAGGGAGAAGGCAGGAAUGUUAACCGAAAUGCAAAGACCGCCAGAAUUCAGUAUGAACCAACUAGGCUGCAGAAAAGUGUUUAUUGAAAAAACAACGCCCUCUCGUUGCGACAAAAAAAAAAAAGAAAGAAAAAAGAAAGAAAGAAAGGUCUAAUCUCGCUAUGUUAUUCUGCAGGCGCAGGAAAUAUGCCACUGUUCUUAUUAUACAGCAACUACACAAAAUUACAUGCCAUUUGAACAACUAAAGGAAAAUAUAAGUUAUGUCAUUGGACUUGAUGAGAAGACUGUUCAGUUAUGCAGUCGAUUUCUUAGAAAAAAAAGGAGGGUUCGCAUAAAAUGUGUCUUCGCGUAACAAAUUCCUAGUUUUCUUUAUAGCAGAGUGUUCACUAAAGCUCGACUCUCUUUUGCAUAAUAUCACUGCCCCACGUUUCCACUAGCGCAGGGAAAAUGUUAAUUUAAACAUGUAUUUGAGGGCAGUCACACGAUAGGCGUUUUCGUGGCGGCUUAGAAGUAAUUAUCCUUUUAUUUUAUACCGCGAUAUACUUUAAGGGUCCUCGCAGUGAUUUGAAACACAUACGACGACGCGUGGACGUAGACGUGUGAGUCGUUGUGCGGAACUGUCGGUAGCCGUUGAGAAUCGUGGCGCCGAUCACUGGAGUAAGCAUGGGGCGUGUAAACGGAAACUUUCCUUUCCUGAAGAAAUAGACAUUUGAGUGGGUAGGUGUCUUUUUUUUCUUCGGUCGGUCGAUAAAUCUCUCUCUAACAAGUUUCACAAUUUCAGCCCCGUUCAGACUAAAUUUCUUUUUCUGAAGUUUGCAAAAUCGAUUAAACAUAGAGAGCCUAAACGCAAGCACAUCAUUAUUCCUGUUGGCUAUCUAAUACUCCAUAGGGUGCCUCGAUAGCAACGCUCCUCAGCGUAACUGCUAUCGAAGCAACCUAAAGACUCCAUGUUACAGAGCGCCAUCUAUCUGCCGCUCACCGACUCGUAGAGCACGUUGGAAAGCCUUCGAGACUUUGCUUCACUGCCAAUCUCGAAGGCAACGCGCGAUUCCUUUGAUAUCGAUCAACCAGGGGGCGACACCGCCACGGGCGACAGUAAAGAAGCCGCACGAAGUGCAGUUGGCGCCUACAUUCGAAACCCCUUGGAGACGAAGUGCGUCGCCACGGCAACCGUGCUUAUGUAUGAACAUCCUAAGAUGCUAAUUUUACGACUUAUAGGUUGUGCGAAAUUACAUAAUGUAAGCAAAUUUACCACAAAUAAAGGUAUAUUUUGAGGGUAUCAAAUUAUUUAGCGCGUAUUCACUGCCUAAGAGAUGUAGCGAAGUCAUUUGAAGGACCAGUGCCAAUAUCUAUUAGUGUGGCAGGAUGAUUGGUCAUAGAUGCUUUUAUUUAUUGUCCUCGGGUAAUAACUAUUUCUACUAUUUGCAUAGUCGGCCAACCUGAUAACACACUAGUUAUGCAGGGAGAGCAAGAACGCACUAAGGAUGCCGACCAUACGAAGUAGAAGACAAUGAAGCCAGGCAGAGUAUAGGGGAAGUCAAUGGUUACGCUUAGUGGGAAUGUAGGAAUUACAUAGGGAAAUGAAGGCGGACGAAACGAUAAGUUGCCGCAGGUGGGGAUCGAAACCAAGUCCCCGAGUUACGCGUGCAGUGCUUUACGAAUUAAGCUACCAUGCCACUAUCCUCUCGUAUACAUUUUUGGGUAUCUAUAGUACGUGUGCAAAAUGAGCCUUGUGAGUGUUAGCCAGUGCCGCUCACGGCCAACGCGAGGCCUACCUUGCAGAGUAGGUGGCCAACGAGAUCGCAGUGGCCGCGCCCCAAUAUCGGAGGCCAUGCUGAAUAUUUCACGCCCGCGACGCGCGAUACCCUCAGGUAAUAGUUCGGUUCACGCAGUGUCUUGGGAGAACACAAGAAGCUAUUUUAAGGUGACAUUAUUUUAACGUAGUGUUAUUUAGUGGCAGUUGCGUUCUGUCGGGAAGGAAAAAAAGUAACCCAAUGCCAGCCGUGAGUGAUUUCGCGCAACGAAGAUUGCCUUUAUAUAUGCCCAGAAAAGUCAGUCAGUCGAGUAUGUGUGCACAUCAUGCAUCAUUCCUCGGUGCAAUUGGAAGUGCUAUUGCGGUGUAGAAUCGUUGAUUGAACCGUGUGUAACAGUACCGAUUACUGUACUCACAACACUACUCACAAUCGAAGAAUCAGCUUGCACCACGUAUAGAGCCAGUAGGAUUCUUGGCAGAAUGUCAUUCAGUGCUCUUUGAGCGAAAGGCAAUCGCAUGAUUGAAAUGAUUUGUCUUUCCAACCUUGCUGUUGUGAAAUCGAGCAAUCCAAAGCCUUCAUGUCUUUCAUGUGAACCCAUAAGGUCAAGAUUUAAACGACGCGGUUGCGGCGUCAUUAUCAUGUGUCGUUUUUUUUUUUUUGCUUUAUCAGAUGUUUAAUUAACCGUUAGAAUAUAUGGUGCUGCUGAAGCACGGACUAUCCGUUUGUAAGUGCGCGAAGCGCGCUUCUGUGAUCAUAGGUUAAAUGGCGGUCAUAUCUUAUAUAUUAUUUAUUGUUGUUAUUGUACACUUAGAUCUCAAUAUAUUAGCUUUAUUUGUAUUUCCCUUCUACUUCUGGAAUUCUGCUGAGACCAAUAUUUUUGGCCAUUGUGAUUGUGAUCUAGAGGCAUUGAAAGGGUGCCUUCAAUAAAGAAAA
Molecule: messenger RNA, 6133 nt
Organism: Dermacentor silvarum
Lineage: Eukaryota; Metazoa; Arthropoda; Arachnida; Ixodida; Ixodidae
Product: cationic amino acid transporter 4
Exons: 6
Coding region: 434-2371 (645 amino acids)
Biological process (GO): transmembrane transport; amino acid transport
Cellular component (GO): plasma membrane
Molecular function (GO): amino acid transmembrane transporter activity
Source: RefSeq, a predicted model, not a curated record